AUGCUUUAUUUUCUGGCCGUUCAGGGGAAGCUGUACGCCGUACGGUCUCUGGGCAUGGUGGAGUGUUACAACCCUGAGAAUGAUGCCUGGACUUAUGUGUCUUCCAUGCCUGACCUGCUGGUCAAGUUCUCAGCCUGCGAGUCCCAGGGGAUGAUCUACGUCAUGGGUGGAUUCACCACACGAGACAAGAACACCGAGCUCCUCCGCUACAGCCCCACUUCCGACACCUGGACGACGGUCCAAUUGUGCUCGAUGCACAUCUGUGAGCACCAGAUGGUCUCGGUGGAGGACACCAUCUACCUGGGGGGAGGCUUUGAAACAGAAAAACAGAUUCUCAGCUGGGAGGAGUAUUGCCUGCUGCAAAGUCUCAGACGGGGCGAUGACACGGUCACCAUGUGGUCCUACAACGUCACCACCCACGAGUGGCUCCACAAGAAGAGCAAAUGGCAUUCGGACAUGACGUCCACGCUGCACAACGACGGCAUCUACAUCAUGAGUCGCUACGUCCAGCUGCACGACAACCCCUUUCUCAUGUACAACAUCUUCUCCAACGACUGGGAGUACUUCCAGUACUUCCUGGAGCUAGAGGAGAUCACGCUGCUGUGCUCGCUUUACCUCCCCAACGACAAAGAAAACUAG
Molecule: messenger RNA, 639 nt
Organism: Dunckerocampus dactyliophorus (ringed pipefish)
Lineage: Eukaryota; Metazoa; Chordata; Actinopteri; Syngnathiformes; Syngnathidae
Product: kelch-like protein 42
Exons: 2
Coding region: 1-639 (212 amino acids)
Molecular function (GO): protein binding
Source: RefSeq, a predicted model, not a curated record